UUUAUAUUUAUAUAUAAUUUAAAUCUCAUAAAAAGAUGUCUUCAAUUCCCAUUCACCUGAGAUCUCUCUCUUUCUCUUUCCACAAAUACUCCAUCUAGAUCUAGAUAAUCAAAAACGUUUCAAUUCCCAUCCAAAAAAGAACAAUAAACUUCAAGUUCAAGAAGAAUUCCUCCCCCUUCCCAAAACACACAACGAAGAGGAAUAUCAACUCUAUCAACUUGCAUCAUACAUAACCCCACUACCUAUUUCCACCCCCUUCAACCUUUGUUUGGAACAAUAACUUAUUCUAAGAAUCAUCUCAACACAUCUACCAUUGACUCAUAUCUUCCGUCCAUACCUUUGAUCCGCCAUCAUCAUUUAUAGAUACCUUCAAUCCUUCCUGCACAAUUCCAUCAAACUCAUCGCGCCGAGCCUCUACCAGAAUCUCCCGCGACAAUCGCAAAAAAAUUAAAGGCAAACAUUUUCCAGCAUAGAGUAAACCAUUUAUCUUCGAGUUUGGCGUCGCACAUCUAUCCUCUGCUUGAAGUCGCUAGGGAGGCUGCAGGUAGCCUCGACUUUGGACCCGUGAAUCGUUUGCUACGGCACCACAAUACAGCUGCACAAUUUCCACUUCUACAUAACAGCUCACACUUCGACCUUCACUUCCCCCUUCACUUCCCCCUUCCAUCUACUUCUACAACGACACCUACACAUCUCGUAGAAGAUCACUUCCACGCCCAUCCCGGAUACACACCUCAUCGAAUGUAUUCUCCUCAUAUGUCUUCCACCAAUCCCCGAAAAAGAGCUGCACCGGGAGCCUCGUCUGCUAUUCAAACACCGCAGAUGCAACAAACAUAUAAUGCAGGUACCCAGCUACCCAGUGCCGAAUUCUUGCGCUGGAAUCAAAACUCUGAAUCUCAGAAUUUCGCAGAUCCAACCACGAGCAAUUAUAUGAAUAUGUUUGGAGCAAAUCCCGGUCUACCGCAAACGACCACUGGUUUCGACCAUUCCCUUGCCGCGCAAACUCAUUCCACACAAUUGGCUCGUCGACCGAAUGUCAAUAACAAUCGCCAACUUGUUGCGCCGCGGACGUACGACGGUUCGGGUGAUGCUUGGGGAGCUUUUGACGAUUCGAUGAUGGAUUUACAGAAUGGGCACGGGGUGAAUGGGGAAAAUGAUGAUAUUGAAGCGUUGGAGGAAAAGGCGGCUAUUGCCAAGAGAGAUGCUCAGUCAAAGAGAAAACAGAUCCCACCAUUUGUGCAGAAGCUAAGCAGCUUUCUUGACGAAUCCAAGAAUACGGAACUUAUACGAUGGUCUGAUCGAGGUGAUUCGUUUGUGGUGUUGGAUGAGGAUGAGUUUGCGAAAACGUUGAUUCCGGAAUUGUUUAAGCAUAAUAAUUAUGCCUCUUUCGUGCGACAACUCAACAUGUAUGGUUUCCACAAGAGAGUAGGACUUUCCGAUAAUUCGAUGAAGGCUAGUGAGAGGAAAAACAAGAGCCCGAGUGAAUAUUACAAUCCUUACUUCAAGCGUGGACAUCCAAAUCUUCUCUGGCUCAUUAAUAAACCGAAGGGUGGAACGAAUAAGAUUCGAAAGGAGGGAGGACCUAGGAGAGGGAAAGCUGAGGAGAUGGGAGAUGGAGAUAGUGAUGAUGAAGCAAGAGAUAUUGAAGAAUUUGGUCAAAAUAAUUAUACCAACAAUGCAGCCACCAAUCGAGCGAUAUCAGCCGCGCCAGAAUCUGGACCCUUACAACGACGAGAAAUUGCAGUUGUUCAGGGUCAGAUCUCUGAUAUUCAAAAACAACAGAACACCAUCUCACAAGCGAUUGCACGUCUGAGAAAGGAUCAUAAUCAACUCUAUCAACAAGCUAUGGCUUUCCAAAAUCUUCACGAACGUCAUGAGAGUUCAAUCAAUGCUAUUCUCACAUUUCUUGCUACGGUCUACAACAGAAGUUUGGAUGGACAGGGAGCUGAAAAUAUUACUCGGAUGUUUCAAACUGGGUUAAAUCAACAAGGUCCACAUCAACAACAAGGCAAUGUUGUGGAUAUUGGUGACCUUGGAACUCCUCAGCAGCAACCAGCGGCUGGGAGUGUUAGUCCGGUUGUUCGCAAAACACAAAAGUUAUUGACAGCAGGACCACCGGAACGAGAAAGUAGUCGGGUUACUGAAGCUUCAACGGCUGCUUCGAGUCCAAGAAAUCAAUAUUCUACUCCACGUUCUGGAACAGUUGAAGAACUUUUCGAAUCUCCUAGUGAUAGUACGACAACGAAGACCGAACCGCAAAGAGAUAUGUUGAAUAUUAUUCAAAACGCCAACUCACAAAGUCGACCGGAGAAUAAUGUUAUGGACUUUCCGGAUAUGCUCACACAUUACGAAAAUGCAAAUGGAAAUUCCCCGCUGACCUCGGAACAGCGCAGCAAUAUGCUUAAUAUCAUUGCUAGCACUUCGUCGGCUCCAGGUUCUAACAAUGCACUUGUAAGCCCGGCACCUCAAGCUCCUGAUCUAGCGCAAAUGGCCUAUACGCAAGCUGAGAUUGAAAACUUGAUGGGAUUACAACAACAGCAAAGUGAUCGUAUUGCAAGUCUUUCCGCAAAUCUUACGCCUCUCAGUCCUUCGGGUUCUAUUCCUGGUGUUCAAGGCGACUCCUUUUAUAGUGGAGGGAGUCCGGGCAAUCCGAGUUUUAACUUUGAUGAUUUUGGCAAUGGAGUUGAUGGAAGUGGGUAUGGUGGUGGAGAAAGUCAUUUUGAUGUUGGUAUGGAUGGUGUGAAUGAUGGGAGUGUGAAUGGUACCGGCUCGAGUGGGAAUGGAGCGAGUAGGAUUGUCGAGACGGUGGCGAGUAGUGAGUCGACGAGUCCGGCGGAUGAUGGGAUGGGAGAUGGCAAUGGGAAUUCGAAUGGAAAUAGUAAUGAGAAUGACAACGCGAGUAAUAAGCGGAGGCGGAAGAUUUGA
This is a messenger RNA of Botrytis sinoallii, 2925 nucleotides long. RefSeq lists its product as uncharacterized. Lineage: Eukaryota; Fungi; Ascomycota; Leotiomycetes; Helotiales; Sclerotiniaceae. Gene Ontology annotation, molecular function: sequence-specific DNA binding; DNA-binding transcription factor activity. Gene Ontology annotation, biological process: regulation of DNA-templated transcription. The transcript is spliced from 3 exons. The coding region runs from base 742 to 2925 and encodes 727 amino acids. The record is from RefSeq and is a predicted model, not a curated record.